ACUAAAAGCGAGGACAAGUGAGAGUAUUCUUAUUACGUAUCAAUUAUUAAAUCUGGAUUGAAUAAGUUGUAAAGAUUUAGUUUGAAGUAUUUGAAAAUAGAUAUUGGCAUAAUAAUAUCCACUACUUAUUAUCUGGAUGACCUUAAACAUUCAAAUUAAGCUGAGAGUGGUUUGUAGCGAAACUUUUAAAAUUUGCAUUUACGCAAACAUUUUCUCAACAUAAAAUAUAUUACAACCUCUUAAGUCCCAGAUUAUUCGUCUAAAUUCUAUACAAAGUUUUACCUAUUCCGAAUUAAAAAAAAACAAUACCCUCAUUGAUAUUAUAGUAACAUCUUAAUUAUAGACAGAAUUUGAUCAACGUCUACGGGCUAUAGCUACCGGCGUAUAUACAAACUGUGAACAGCUGCGAACUCGUAGCUAGUCCGUCGGUUCGGUUUCACUCGUCCUUAGUUCACAAUCGUUGCUUGCGGUCACUCGACGCACGCGUAAAUCUCAACGUCAAAUAUAAACAAAUAAAUACACAAAAAAUAAACAGUAAAUAUCAGUGCGAUAUAUCAAUAGUUUUUAUUCAAGUUUUCGUUAUUUAUUAUACGUUUUGUGCGCUGUGUUUCGUUGUUCGCAAUACACUGUUCCAGUUAUCUAAUAUUGAAAGUUAUAAGAAUUAAUCCCAGAGGAUGUCAGUUUGAGUCACGAUGUCGACCACACUGGAGGUGAACUCUCGAGCGCUCGGGCACGCGCACCUCUCACACUUGCCCCAGCGACCCCCCAUCAACCUCACCUUCCAAGAUCUCUCAUACACCGUGCAGAAUGGAAAAAGUUCGAAGAUAAUCCUGCGCAAUAUCAAUGGUGACUUUCGUUCGGGUCAGCUGACAGCCAUCUUGGGUCCUUCGGGCGCCGGCAAGAGUACUCUCCUCAACAUACUAGCUGGCUACAGAGUGACGGGCGCAUCAGGCGUGAUUUCCUCAAAUGGCGAGCCCCGUGACUUGCGGCAGUUCAGGAAGCUGUCCCGCUACAUCAUGCAGGAGGAUCUGCUGCAGCCGUACAUCACGGUGGAGGAGUCCAUGCUCAUCGCUGCAGACCUCAAGCUUGGCAUCGACAUGUCGAAGGAGAAGAAGGCUGUGAUUGUCGAGGAAAUCAUCCAACUGCUCAGGCUACAGAAAGCAAGAAACACAACGACUGAAAGACUGUCAGGGGGUGAAAGAAAGCGCAUAUCAAUAGCUUUGGAACUUCUCAACAACCCGCCGGUAAUUUUCCUGGAUGAGCCAACCACUGGUCUAGACGACGUAGCAUCCUCAACUUGCAUCUCCCUCCUCAAGCGUGUGGCCCGGGGUGGUCGUACAGUAGUAUGCUCUCUCCACACGCCAUCAGCUCGGCUGUUCGCGGAGUUAGACCAUGUGUACGUGGUGGCGGGAGGGCGCUGCGCUUAUCAGGGCGCGGCCGCUGCCGUCGUGCCCUUCCUCAAAGAUCUCCAGCUACCUUGCCCCAAAACCUAUAACCCUGCGGACUUUAUUAUUGAAGUAUCAAGCGGCGAAUACGGCUCACAUGUAGACAGAAUGGUGUCCGCAGUAGAAAAUGGUAGGAACCAUCGGUGGAGAACGUACGCUAUAGAGGAGGGCCAGUCCAGCGACUUCCAAGAAAUGGAGAUAGAACAGCUGAAUACGGGGGGGUGUGUGGACCAGCACAACUAUAAGCACGGGUGCUCGCCUUGCCAGCAGUUCGUGGUGCUACUGAAGAGGAUGCUCUUACAGACUGUUAGAAAUAAGAGUUACUUAUGGCUGCGGGUCGGCAUGCACCUCUUCGUGGGUUUCAUAGUCGGUGGUUUGUUCAAUCAGAUGGGGUAUGACGCUUCCAAGACUAUCUUCAACUUCGGAUUCUGCUACGCCUGUACCAUCGCCAUGCUUUACAUUCCUAUGAUGCCUGUGUUACUUGCCUUUCCAAAAGAAGUCCAACUGGUGAAACGAGAGUAUUUCAACCGCUGGUACGGCUUGAAACCGUACUACGCGGCUCUGGUCAUCUCCCGGACUCCGGCCACCAUAUUCUUCAGCCUUAUGUACCUCGUCAUCACCUACCCUAUGACGUCACAGCCCAUGGAGAUCAACAGGAUAGCCAUGUUCAGUUCCACCUGCAUACUAAUAGCGCUGAUAUCUGAAUCUAUGGGAACAGUGAUCUCAUCUAUGUUGAGUGUUGUUAAUUCCGUCUUCAUGGGCCCAGCUAUGAGCGUCCCUCUCAUGUUACUGGCAGUCUACGGCAUCGGCAGUGGAGAUGAUCCCUUACCCAUAGUGUGGAGACUGGCGCGGGCGUGUUCCUUCCUAAGAUAUGGUAUCGAGGGUCUGGUGGCCGCGAUAUACGGAGCGCCGAGAGACGACCUCGUGUGUCCAGACCAUGUGGACUACUGCGAGUAUAAGAAUGUUGCCUAUUUUGUAAAACUGAUGGGUAUGUCAGGCAUCUCGUUCUGGGUGGACUUCGGCGUCUUGGUCUUCAUCCUUCUUGCCAUGAACCUUACUGGGUACUACCUUCUUCGCCAACGCCUCUCGCCCAACUAUGCAUUUAGGGCCAUCAAACUGAUCGGUAACUUCGUCAAAACGAAAAUGAGUUCUUAUUCCUAGUGCCUCUGUACUUAGUGAUUUUAAGUUAGAUUUUAAGUGAAAACCAUUAAUUAAUUAUUAUAUAUAUGUGUUAAGAUUCAAGAAAGGUUAAACGUUUCUUAGGUAUUUAGUCACCAGUGACCGACAAACAACUUUGUCGAAACAUUUGCUGUUGUGUGGAGACAUGUUUAUAUUAACCAUUCUAAGCUGUGAGUUGGUUUUAAGAAACUUUACUCAUUUUAUGAUGAUUUUUUCUUGUUUGUCAAAGUGGGUCUUUCAUGAUGAUUCUAUUUGAUAAUAUUUAUGAUGAUCUGCAUGGUAAGCGACCUAUUUGGAUUAGUUUCCAAUCUAUACUUACUUAUUUAUCUUAUUAUGUUACUAAGAUACCCAGUGUAAUAAUAAUUUAUGGUAACCUUAAAUAUAAAUAUGCAGUUUCGUUACAAACUUAAUGCUCUGUUAAAAUAGUAGAUUAUACCACUGUGAUAGCAUAUUAUAGGUACUAAGUGGUUCCUAUUUCUUUGUUUGCAUGACAUCUAUUGGGUAAGGUGCUAAAUUAAUUAACAAUAUGAUUGAUUUUUAAAUUUAUAUGAAUGUGAUGAGAUCUUUAGUCAGUUGUCUUACAAUAGUUACCUUUUUGCAAGUGUUAUCGAUUUUGGAUGGGUCUUUAAGUAAGAAAUGUUUCUUUAUAAGGCCCAGAGGUCCUCGAUGAUGCGAAGUCACCAAUAGAGAAAUUUAAAAUGAAUCCAAUUUUUUUUACCACAAGUUACUCGACACUGUCAGUUCAAAAAACAUUUGAUCGAGCCAACGAUAGCGCUCAGAUACUAUUCUAGGACCAAAGCUAUAAGUCAAAAUUUGAAUGGAAUUUAAUUGGACGAUAUUUAGUUGUCUAUUUAAAUUUUAGAGGUUUAUUGACAUAAAAUAAAUUAAAUAGGUAAUACAAUUUUUAAAGCCCCUUGUUAUAUAAUAACGUGACUAAAGAUUUCGAUGUGUGGAUCUAACCAAAGGAAGUAAGAGAAACCCAGUGUGAUAGAACUUAGAUAAGAUUUUUUAUAUUUUUAUAUAAUUUAUAGUUAAGAGGUACAAUCGUUUUAAUAUUUACCAUUAUUUGGUAUGAACUUAUAACUUACAUUUGCAGGAUGAGGAUAUUUUUAAGACUGAUUGUAAAUCUUCUUUGAAAGAAAUAUAAAUUGAUGGAUGACCUU
Messenger RNA from Trichoplusia ni (cabbage looper), 3787 nucleotides. RefSeq names its product ATP-binding cassette sub-family G member 1-like. The transcript has 11 exons. The record is from RefSeq and is a predicted model, not a curated record. Gene Ontology annotation, molecular function: ATP binding; ATP hydrolysis activity; ABC-type transporter activity. Lineage: Eukaryota; Metazoa; Arthropoda; Insecta; Lepidoptera; Noctuidae. The coding region runs from base 693 to 2606 and encodes 637 amino acids. Gene Ontology annotation, cellular component: plasma membrane.